This is a messenger RNA of Coturnix japonica (Japanese quail), 5418 nucleotides long. RefSeq names its product TTL family tubulin polyglutamylase complex subunit L1 (gene TTLL1). The record is from RefSeq and is a predicted model, not a curated record. Gene Ontology annotation, molecular function: tubulin-glutamic acid ligase activity; tubulin binding. Lineage: Eukaryota; Metazoa; Chordata; Aves; Galliformes; Phasianidae. Gene Ontology annotation, biological process: protein polyglutamylation; microtubule cytoskeleton organization. Gene Ontology annotation, cellular component: ciliary basal body.
GCCGGGAGGAGGAGGAGCGGCGGACGGGCCCGGGGCGGCCCCGGGUAGGGGACUCCGUGAGGGGGCCCUGCAGGGGUGGAGCCUUAAGGGACGGCGGCAAUACAGCGAGGGAACGGAGGGGGUGCUGGGUGGCACCUCCGGGUCUCCUUUACAAAAGACCCUUUGGUAAUCUGGGCGCUGAGAUUUGGGAGAAGUCUGUUGAACAGGGAGGGCUUUGCCUGAGCCCCCCCGGCCUGCUCUGCUUGGCCAGAGGUGCACCUGCAGGACACCGUCCCCCAGGAGCGAAGAGCAGGGUGCGGGGAGGGGCACGAGGCUACCCCGGGUCGGGGAGCACAGCACCAGCCGGGGCUUAGAGAGGGACAGCUGCCGGAGCUCUAAAGGUUUCGUAAGGUCACGGGACUCGCGAUGUUUUCCUUUGGCGUUGCUGAUAAUAGCGCGGUGGAUGAUUCAGUCGGUAUAACCCAUCACUAGAGAGCAGUUUGAAUCGGGAGAGCUUUAAAGAACCAGAAAACCCCUGUUGCCCCACGCUUUAUUGUCACGUCAAACAGGAGACUGUCGGGUAUAAUGCCUGAGAGCGGACUUUGCCCUCUGUUUAUACCAUGAUUUCAUCUUUGCGUCGGGGAAGGUAAACAACGCAGAGCGGAGGCACAGAUACCGCUCUGCCUGGCGCGUGGGUGUCCACAGGCUUCGUGGCUACAUUUCAAGUGCAGAGAACUCUGUGUGUGAAUAUAUAUAUAGGUGCAGAUAUAUUAUUUAUGCACACCUCUCCUUCAAGCUGCACGCACUACAGCCCUCGUUGUAAGCUGGAUGUUUUUCCAUCUCCUUCCAAGCUUUGCACAUUAGGGCUACUCAUCUGUGAGCUGCACACAGCAGUGCUUAUCUCCCAGCUCAUGCCGAGGACUGUGUGCAUACACACACAUGCAGUACACCAGAUGAGAAUUGCCUCGAAAGUACAAUACAAUAAAAGGGAAAUUAGCCUCAGUAAUAUCAUUUCUUGUCAAAGCUUGGUCCUGUUCAGCAUUCCCUGUAUUUUGUUAUUUAUUUACUUAAAUAUAUAUUUUUUCAUUUCAGUUUUGUAUUCAUUUUCAAAUCAAAUUUCCACUCCCCCAAAACCAGGCUGGAUUUGGAAUGCAUAGGUUAAUGCUGUUUCAGUCAUUGAGUUGGCUCGUGCUUAAAAUAAAAUAGGCAAAUGUCACUGUAGGAGUGAACUCUGCCACAAAGAUAGCGCGCUGAUGCUGCCACGGCAUUUCCUGGUACCGUCAUAGUAAGCGUUAGUGGGUUUUCUCAACUUCUCACCAACUUCCCUUGUUGGAAAAAAAAGAAUGCUACAAAACAGAGGUGCAUUAAUAUUAAUAACUAGAGCGUCUAUUAUUAGCUCUAUACAGUGAGGUAAUACCACUGAUGUAAUUUUCAGAGAGACAGUUAAACAACAUGUCUCAGAACUGUGUGGUUUUUUAUUAUGGUUCCGUGGAACUAUAACUUUGAUUAAGAAGUGCUGAGUUAAGCUAAAAGCAAUCUCCAUAAAAACAAAACACAACUGUUUCUGUCCUUAAUUAAUUAUUUAAUAGAUGUAAAAAGCGAUACUUUCUCAGCCUUCCCUGGAGGUAUGAUGGGUGUGAAACAAACAAACAUGCACUGAUAGUAAGGCAAAGGGUUCAGUCUCCCUUUAGGCUUUUCAGAGCUGUUCAUAUCCCUGCAGAUACACCUUUUUGGCUCAAGGGCAGCUGUGAAGGCUGCUCCAUGCUCUGGUCUGUUGCCAGAGGUGUUGUGGUGUCAGGAAAUCCCCACUGCAUGUGAGUGAGGAAGAUACACAGCAUUCUGUAGUUAAACUAAUGGGUGCUUAAUAGUUUGUUCCUGCUGUACUACUGCUUUUUGCUGUUUCUUUGUAGUUGCAGCUUUGUGACUGAGCCUGUCACCUUAAGACAAUGCGGUCAAUCAUAAAGCAGGUUUAUUAUACUCAGAUUGUUUGGGGAAUAUGGAUUACUAUCAGUUGUUUGCUGCGUGCUGGCACGUUGCAAACUGCCUGUGUCACCUCCUGAGUGGUAAGUCUACCUUUUAAUAGCUAAUUUGUCUUGUGGGAUGAAUAAUUUACCGUUAUUUUUCCUUCAGUCCUCUAGGGUCUGUUAUGCAGUUCCUCACUAUUCUGUACUGCUCCUAUCACACAAUGUCAGUAAACUUUAGUUCUUGGUCGUUUCAGGGGAACAUUCACACACUCCUUCACAGCAGCACCAAACAAAAGAAAACCCAUAAUCCUAUUAUAUGACAAUCAACAUCUGAUGUUCAGGUAGAGACUUGACCUUUGGAAUCAAAGUGAUCAGUUUUUUAGACAUUCUGGAAGCUUUAGUAAGAGAACCUUCAAUGUUCAAAGGGCCGCAACUCAGACAGGUUCCCAAGCGCCUCCUCCGCUCGGCUCGGCUCGGCUCGGCUGGGCUGGGCUCGGCCCUCCCGGUGAGGACACAAGAUGGCCGCCGACCCCCCACCGAGCCGCGUGUCUCCCUAGCAACAGAGCUGCGCCUUUGCCGCCAGCGCAACGGAAGUCCCGCCCCCUGAGCGUCCCGGUUGCUAUGGAGCGGCGCCGGAAAGGGAGGAGUCGGGCGCGGCUGGCGCAGGUUGAUUCCACUUUGGGAUAAUGGCAGGAAAAGUGAAGUGGGUAACUGACAUAGAAAAAUCAGUUCUAAUAAACAACUUCGAAAAAAGAGGCUGGAUUCAGGUAGCAGAAAAUGAGGACUGGAAUUUUUAUUGGAUGAGUGUACAAACAAUCAGGAAUGUUUUCAGCGUGGAAACUGGUUACCGCCUUUCUGAUGACCAAAUUGUCAACCAUUUCCCCAAUCACUAUGAACUGACCAGAAAAGAUUUGAUGGUAAAGAAUAUCAAACGAUAUAGGAAAGAACUUGAGAAGGAAGGAAGUCCUCUUGCAGAAAAGGAUGAAAAUGGAAAAUAUAUUUAUUUGGAUUUUGUUCCAGUAACUUUUAUGCUUCCUGCUGAUUAUAAUCUCUUUGUUGAAGAAUUCAGAAAGAAUCCCUCCAGCACUUGGAUUAUGAAACCUUGUGGUAAAGCUCAGGGAAAAGGAAUAUUUCUAAUCAAUAAACUGUCUCAAAUUAAAAAAUGGUCUCGAGAUAGCAAAACAUCCUCGUUUGUAUCUCAGUCUUCCAAAGAAGCCUAUGUAAUUUCUCUCUAUAUCAAUAAUCCAUUACUAAUCGGGGGAAAGAAAUUUGACCUUCGUCUGUAUGUUUUGGUAUCUACAUAUCGCCCACUGAGAUGUUACAUGUAUAAACUUGGAUUUUGCCGAUUUUGCACAGUAAAAUAUACACCAAGUACAAGUGAAUUGGAUAACAUGUUUGUACAUCUUACAAAUGUUGCCAUUCAGAAACAUGGGGAUGAUUACAAUCAUAUCCAUGGAGGGAAGUGGACAGUGAGUAACUUGCGCCUGUACCUGGAAAGCACCCGUGGAAAGGAAGUUACAAACAAAUUAUUUGAUGAAAUUCACUGGAUAAUCGUGCAGUCACUAAAGGCUGUUGCGCCUGUAAUGAAUAAUGAUAAACACUGCUUUGAGUGCUAUGGAUAUGACAUUAUCAUUGAUGACAAGCUUAAGCCAUGGCUAAUCGAGGUUAAUGCUUCCCCUUCUCUUACUUCCAGUACGGCUAAUGAUCGCAUCUUGAAGUAUAAUCUUAUUAAUGACACACUUAACAUUGCUGUGCCUAAUGGGGAAAUUCCGGACUGUAAAUGGAAUAAAUCUCCACCUAAAGAGGUCCUUGGCAAUUACGAAGUCUUAUACGAUGAAGAGAUGGCGCAAAGUGAUGGAUCGGAUCGUGACUUGCGAAGUCGUUCUGGGCAAUCCACUGGAACAAAAGGAAAUCGUGGGAGAGAUUCAGGAAAGCCUGUACUAACCACCUGGAAAUAAUGAUUAAGCAGAACAGCUCCCUGUUGACAGCAUCACGGGAAAAACGUGUUCAUGAACAGAUUUCUCUAUUUUGCUGUGUUGUAUGAGGGAAGCAAUCAAAGAAAACAGUACAGCCUUUGAAAAUAAGUGAAAUGAGCACUCCAAAUACAGGAUCUUUAUAAUACAUGCACUGACUUGCCAAUUAUAAUAAUCAUACACAUGCAUGUACAUAUACUUAAAAUGUAUAAUAUAUGUAAUUAAUUUAAUACAAGAAUAUUUGUGCUUGCAAUAGUUCUCUGAAAGCAAUGAAUUCUAAAUUCUUAGAAGCAUCUCUGUUCAGACCAUGGAGAAGCCAGUAUUCUCUCAGUAAUUAUUAUGAGGUUUCUUUAUAAAGAUGACAUUUAAAACUGUUCUGAUAUACAGAGCAACAAGAAGUCUACUAUUAGUUAUUUUCUCUAGUAGCUCAUCUCUACAUUCCUGUAAUAAAAGAGAUACAGAUUAUGGGUAAGAGUGGUAGUGGUGAGCAUCGAUAUUGUCACAAUAGUGGUUAAGCUUCUUGCUUGGAAAAGAAGGUAACAAGAGGAAACAGCAGUAUAUGGAGUUGAGGCUAUUGUCAAUUAAAGUGGCUAAUUAUUUACAACCAGUCUUAAGUACUGGAAAAGUAAUCUUUACAUGCAGGGCUUUUUGUCUGUUUUUUUGCUUUGGGUUUUUUGUUUAGUUUUGUUUUGCCUUUAAAUAUUUUUGAGCUGAUAAUUCUUUAAAAGUAGAAAGUAUUCAUGUAAACAGGGAAUGUUUCAGGUAGUUUUUGAUGCAUUAUUUGGCUAGCCAUUAGUUUUUACUGUAAGGUAAUUCGUCUUUGGAAAAUCAGGCAGAAUAUUUAUAUACUGUAAUAAAUCUCAUUGCUUGAGAAUGGCUCUAAAUUGACUGGAUGUAAAUCUUGCACUACAAUUUCUUUGUGUAUUUACAUGUAUAAGUACUUCCGUGACUUUUUGUAUGUUUUGUAUGUGCUACCACAAAAAUAUUGUUGCAUGUGAUAAACUAUUUCUAGGUCUGAUACCAAAAGUUGUGACGAUUAGAUGCCAAAACGUAUAGAGCAAAAGUUAAAAAUAGGUAUUUUGGUCUUCUAACAGCAUAGUAUGUAAAUUAACUAGCUGGGUCUAUCAGUGGCUACUUUCACUUGUGUGUCCGCCAGUUGCUGAGCUGUAACUUAUAAUAUCAUCUUGAUGUGCAGCUCUGAUAAUCUUUUUUUCAUCAUUUUUUCUCCCUCCUCAGUUGUCCCCCACUCCCCCUUUUCUCUUUUGAGAGAAAGACAAAAGGAUGCUUAAAGUUACGAAUAUCUGUGUACCUGUAAUAAACCCUAACCUGGCUAUCACUAAGGCAGUAAUACUCAAUUUCUCCCUGUCACAGCAAGUGAAAUGCUUUUCACCUUUCUGUGUGGCGGGGCUGCAUGAGUGCAUUGUAAACCUAGCCUCUCCCAAUGCCCUUAAACAUGAUCUGAGAUUCAUCCUUGCAAUAAAGAAUGAAAUACGUGGACUGAA